Molecule: messenger RNA, 2812 nt
Organism: Exaiptasia diaphana
Lineage: Eukaryota; Metazoa; Cnidaria; Anthozoa; Actiniaria; Aiptasiidae
Product: serine/threonine-protein kinase SIK2
Exons: 10
Coding region: 129-2600 (823 amino acids)
Biological process (GO): microtubule cytoskeleton organization; protein phosphorylation; intracellular signal transduction
Cellular component (GO): cytoplasm
Molecular function (GO): tau-protein kinase activity; ATP binding; protein serine/threonine kinase activity
Source: RefSeq, a predicted model, not a curated record
UUGCGUCGAAGAGAUGUCCGCGAAACACGGAAUUUCACAAUUUGAGUGACUUUCAAGCGAAUCACACAAAAGAAAGCUUACGGUAUUGCGGAGUUGAACAAAAGAAAGGCUGAUUUACUUAGAAAACUAUGGUGCAAGAAGGAGAAACGUUAUGUGUUUCUCCACAUUACUGGAAGCCUCCAGGCUUCUACAGUCGUUCAAAAACGCUACGACCRGUUUUAACUAAUGGUACAAUGGGAAUGGCGACUGAUCGCAAUAAAGCAAUCCGGGUUGGUUUUUAUGAUAUUGAGAAAACCAUUGGCAAAGGGAACUUCUCUGUAGUCAAACUGGCMAAACAUCGGAUCACAAAGACUAAGGUUGCAAUUAAAAUCAUCGACAAAACACAACUCGAUGAGAUGAAUUUAAAGAAAGUCUACCGAGAAAUUCAAAUCAUGAAGCUCCUUCAACACCCUUAUAUCAUCAAAUUAUACCAGGUUAUGGAAACGAAAAGUAUGCUUUAUCUUGUCACUGAAUAUGCAAGCAAUGGGGAAAUGUUCGAUUAUCUCGCACACCAUGGAAGACUUUCAGAAAAAGAAGCAAAGAAGAAAUUUAUCCAAAUACUUAGUGCAGUGGAGUAUUGCCAUAAAUGCCACGUUGUACAUAGAGAUAUAAAGGCAGAAAACCUUCUUCUUGAUCAAAAUAUGAAUAUCAAAAUUGCAGAUUUUGGAUUUGGUAAUUACUAUAAACCUGGCAAUCCAUUGAAUACAUGGUGUGGAAGCCCACCUUAUGCUGCGCCUGAAGUGUUUGAAGGAAAAAUCUAUGAUGGACCACAGCUAGACAUAUGGAGUCUUGGUGUUGUUCUCUACGUCUUAGUUUGCGGUGCUCUACCAUUUGAUGGUGCCACACUCCAAACUUUGAGAGAUCGAGUUCUUGAGGGAAAGUUCCGUAUUCCUUUCUUCAUGUCUACAGAAUGCGAACAUCUCAUCCGCCACAUGCUUGUAAAAGACCCGUAUCAGAGAUACACAAUUGACCAGAUUAAAAAGCAUAAAUGGCUGCAGGGCGUUGAAUUGCCAUCAGUUGGAAAACCACUUAUAUCUAACGCUACAUUAAUCGAAGACUUGAAAAACACGGAGGACAAUACUGCCGAGUCUGAAUACAACGAACAAGCUAUUAAUUUGAUGCUAGGACUUGGAAUUGAUAUCGAAAGAACUAAAGCRGCCCUGAAUGAAAAUGCCUACGAUCAUCACACAGCUAUAUACUACCUUCUUGUUGAUCGAUUAAAACAACACCGAGCGAGYUACCCACURCAGCCMGAGUAUGAAACCAAGCUACGGCGUCCCAGUGGUAUUGCUGAAGCAGCCGUCGUACGAGCUAACCUCCAAAUCGACCAAGAACCKACAGAAAAACGUCAAAUCCAAAGAAUUUGUACGGCUCAACCAUUUCGACCUUACAUACAUUUACAAUAUGCUAUAAAUGAACUACACGACAGAAUCCCCACGCCUCCUGAAAUAAGGCGGGAAAUUGCUAACGAGUGUGUGCGAGAAAUGUCUCCUGUACGAGAAAUGGGAUCACCAAAGAGGUCUUCGUCUCCAAGGCAACGCGGUCCAUURUUGAUCGAAAAUGCUUCACAAAAUGUCAUCAGUAACAUYGAGAAAAUGGAGAGCGACGACGAUGACGAAGACGCAGAAGUUAAAAGUGCACUUGCGACAAAAUCUGUUGAAAAACCCAAAGUUCGUCGACACACUGUUCACAACACGCCGAAAGGACGCAUCGAGGCACCUGCGGGACAUCCCUUACUAAGGAGYCAGGCCUCUACUGGAGGAAUUCCUCCAGGAGCGUCUGCUUUUACAAUAAAUCCGGCUUUUAUGUUCACUUCGUCUGUUCAAACACAAGGAACACCAACAAUAAACCAAAUGACAGGCUCAGGACCACAUUUACAACUGCACAGACAUGAACCUCCUCCGCAAUAUCACCAUCCUCAUCAUCCCUCCCUUGCAAGAAGAGCUUCGGAUGGUAACACUGUCAUUCCGUUUUUGCAACAACAUGCACGAGAAAACACCACACUUAAUAGAAUUCGACAGUUGCAGCAAGAACAUUUGAAACUUCAGGAACAAUACCAGAAGUCGUUAUCGCCUUCUGAGCUCAGCGAGCAGCAGGCGUUACAUGUGGACUAUAAGAAACGUUACAGUCAAAUGCGCAAAGAACUGCAAAGACAAUAUGAACGACUUAUGUCCGAUAACGAACAGCAGGAUACACARCAAUCAAUGGAACAGAGUCAAAAUGUUCCUGAAAUAUCUGUGUCUGUAGAACAAAACCCUCCAGUUUACACUCCAGAACAACAAUCGAUACCUCACUAUCCACUGCUGAGCCAGUUCCAGCAACUGCAAAUUGACAAUAAUUUUCGUGUUAUUAAUCCAGUUCGCAAAAUGCCUUACCACAAGCAAAACCCACACAAACAAGUUUGUAGAACUUCGUCGUAUAAACAAGCUCAAAUGUGCACAUUGCUACCACCAUUAGAAGGAGAGCUGUCAGACUUUGAAUCAGAAUUACAAAUUCCCACGACCACACAGAGCAUUAGUACCAAUGCGACGCAACCAACCAACUCAGUCGUUGCACAUUAAGUGCCGUGAACAUGCACAACCGAGACUGAUUAUAAAUGUAUCAACAAGUGAAUUCAAGAAAAUAAAAACAAAAAUAAAUAUUUAUAUGUUUAAACUAUUUUUCUGUGUACAGUAAGACAUACAUGCGGAUUUAUCGCAAGAAAGAAGGGUAUUGUCAGUCAUGGAUAAGAAUUGGAUAAGAAACUGCAAUAAAAAAAACAAUUUUUCGCAUC